Molecule: messenger RNA, 3495 nt
Organism: Exophiala mesophila
Lineage: Eukaryota; Fungi; Ascomycota; Eurotiomycetes; Chaetothyriales; Herpotrichiellaceae
Exons: 1
Coding region: 247-3321 (1024 amino acids)
Molecular function (GO): protein binding
Source: RefSeq, a predicted model, not a curated record
CGCAAAGUUUCAACCCGUCGCGCGAAAGCCACCGCCGCGGUUGAUUACAGAGAUACGGCACUCCUCCAAGUCCUCCCUUAAACAAGUCAAAUACCUCGAGAGUGCAACACGACCAGUACACCCCUCAUGUGUCUAUACAACUCCUGCCAUCGCCCUUGACCCACGACGGGACCUUGCAGAUGGAUUGUUUCCCAGCCAAGCCAGACCGAAUCGCAAUGUCAAAAAUGACAUGAACCGUUGAACAAUAUGGCUUUGAAUCACAAAUUACUUUCUUCUGGCCUGUUGGCCCUCUUGGUCACACCCGCUUUCGCACAACUGCCAUACAAUCCCGCUCGCGUCAUUCCUGUCUCAGGUGCUCCGGCAGCAUACGUGUUUCGGCCUCAGUCCUCCUCUUCUCAAUUCUCCCUAUCACUACUCGACACAUCACAAAGCUUAGGCACCACAACAACCCCACAACUGUUGUUGGAUGGUCUGCCUUUCCUUGAAGACGACGCAUCCAAGUCCUUCAUAACUCUACCAGACAGAGAAGGUAUCACAGUUCUCGCAGGAGACUGUCAGGAAAACAGCACGGGGUUGGAGUUGUGGAGAUUUACUCGAAAUGACAAAGAUAAUAAUGGAACGUGGAACAGCCUGCCGGUCAGCGCAGGAGACUCAUCUUUAGGUGCCAAAUACCUUUCUGCUUCAUUUACAUUCUCUCAAACAACGGCGCUGGAAGAUGCAAAACUCUACGUUUUCGGGGGUAUGUGCCCGAAUGGAACAUCCAACGAGUCCAAUUGGGCUUCACAAGCGACAUAUUCUAAUACCAUGUUGACGAUCGGUUCUACCUCACCCGCUGCUAACUCUCAGUAUCAGAUUUCAUUGACGGGGUCUCGGGCACCUCCAAUCCCUGAAGCUGGUCUAACGAUAACACCUUUGUCUCCAACUUUCUCAAACACCUCCGAAGGCAAUGUAUCCCAGCAGCAGAACUUCAUUCUCCUCGGAGGCCAUACUCAAGCUGCCUUCAUCAACAUGUCACAGUUGGCGAUUUUCUCCCUGCCUCAGAGCUCUUGGGCCUUUGUUGGGGUCACCCAGCCUUCAGAUCCCAAUUCUGUGGUUGAACCACGAUCAGGGCACACUGCUGUUUUGACGCCGGACGGAUCAAAAAUCAUCGUGCUUGGAGGCUGGGUUGGGGACGUUUCAACGCCGGCGCAACCACAGCUGGCCAUUUUGGAGCUCGGACAAGGGUUUGGUGGCCAAGGGGACUGGACGUGGACCAUACCAUCUGUUAGAGACACUCCUUUUGCAUCAGGUCAGGGAGUUUACGGACACGGCGCCGCAAUGCUGUCUGGCGAUGUCAUGGUGGUGACUGGUGGCUAUCCCAUCGCCUCGUCAGCGUCUAGAGUCAAGAGAGCUGCUUCGUCUGACCUCCUUUUCUUCAAUACAACUGCAAUGAGUUGGACGAGCUCUUAUGAAAAUCCUGACCCGUCAGGCACUGCGACCAGCAGCCAAGAUGCCCAGUCUACGUCGUCAGGAUUGAAAGCCUCGGAAAAGGCAGGUCUUGGGGCAGGACUUGGCCUGGGUAUCGCUGCUGCGAUCGGAGUCGCGGUCGUCUGGCUCCUAUAUUCCCGCAAACUUCGGGAAAAGCGUGUCCUACGUGAAAAAGAAAUCAGAGAGCUUGCGCUUGGAGCUGAGAGACUUCACACGCCGAUGCCACCACCCGAAGGAGAUGACAGAUAUCCAUCAAUGAGAACGGCAAGUUGGAACGGUGCUCAAGAGCAACAAAUCGAAGGAUCUGGAAACCCAUGGCCAUGGGCUCCAGCAUCUCAAUCAGCACGCGACCAAGGCAGCCAGGGUGACUAUUCCAACCGCUUCCAUCACAACAACAGUGCUCUGGAUGUAGCUGAUCCUUCUCGAGGCGUGCAGAGCAACAUCAGCCACAGGGGACCAUUGGGAGGAUCGUCGUAUCCACAACUUAUCCUACCGGGUGUCCCUGGGGGUGUCUUCCGGAUCGACGAAGAGGACGAAGGCAGUCAGGCAGGGUCCAUGAGACGUACAGCAUCACAGACUCGUACCUUGGAUCGACGUUCAGUUGCCAGCGACCCAUUCAAAGACCCGCCAAAUGGGUCGGAUAGCUCUCAGUCUGAUCCGGCGGCGCAACAGCGGCAAAAGGAAGUGGAUGGGUGGGUGGAGGAUUGGCAAUCUGCUGCGGAGACCAUGAGUGUGUCCAGAACCACCAGCCAAGCGCACAGCAGAACAUACUCCAACCUCUCACAAUUUCGCGCGGCCGGGCCUAGCAGUUCCGGUCGUGGGUCACCAGAAAAGUCAGACCGUACGGGCAGUAACCUGUCGGACAAGAGCUUGCCGAGUAUAUCAGAGUACUCGAGAUCUGGGCAGACAACGGGGACGUUAACUCGUGAUCCGUCACAAAGGAGCGCGAGUACCGGAUAUGCGCUGUUCGCUGGUGCUGCCGCAGCUAUGGGCAGGAUGACAGGAAGUCGGCCCGGGGUGAGCAACAGUGACGUCGACAGCAGAGUCGCCCGGGCGCCCUCCAACCGCAGUGUAUCAUUCAACGUGGAGACACUGUCUCGGGAUCGCGACGAUACAUUUGCGUCAUCACGAUCGCCAUGGGGGGCACCCAAGCCGGGCGAGAGCCAAAUGGUUUACAAUCGCCAUGGGCAGCGGCCUGGCCAGGCUGAGCGAGGAUACUACCCUUUAAAUACAGGCGGAAGUCCCAGCAAGGACAAGUACUCUGGUGCAGGCAGUCUCUCGGGAUCUGGCCGGCGAGCGAUGAACCUGUUGGGCAGCGUCAAACGGGUAUUCACCGGGACGGGCUCUGUUGAUGUGCAGGACCGUAUUGGGAACCUUGAACAAGUGAGCGGACACUCGAGUCCGACAAAACAUUCCGGGCUCCCAGAGAUGAUGGAAACUCAUCCUCGGCGAUCACUGAGUACAGGGGCGUCGUUUUGGCGUGGCCAGCAAGGUCCCAAGGAUUGGGGGAGCAGCAACGGCGAGGCAUCAACAUCAUCGCGUGGGAAAGAGGUGCCUGGUGUGGUGCUCAAUGACAACCACGGCGAGUUAGGAGAUGAUGAUGGGGAUUGGGAUGUUGAGACAGCAGUACAACAGCGGGUGGUGCAAGUCAUGUUUACGGUGCCAAAGGAGAAGCUGAGGGUGGUCAACGCGGAUGCUCUGAGUCUACUGAGCAGCAACAGAAGCGAGGUGGAUCACGACGAGGACCGAGAACGGGAUCAAAUGAAGAGGAUGAGUAGUGUGCGGGAGGGAGAUGAGGACCAUGACGUUGAUGAAUUUACGGCCACUGAGAAAGGAAAGGGUCGGGCAACGUGAAAAGGCAUCGAUUGAAAAAGGUAUCUUCUGGUCAAGCGAGGCUGGCGUUGGUAUGGUCUGGUUUGGUGGGAGGAAGCGAGUGUGUUCCAAUAUUGUAUGAGGGAAGGAUACUAUACUCGAUCACUGUAUAACUAAGGUACUUUAGCUACAGAAUGAUAUUAGCCAUGACUCUGA